AUGAGAUAUGCCAUUCGCUCCGGCAUCGCCCUAACAUCGUCGUAUGCCGUCGGUCAAUGUUCCAAACUCCUCAAGUCAGUUGAAGACAAGGCUGUCCAUGCUGAACUCAAAUCGUUAAGAAACUUGCUUGAUAGCAAAAUAAAGAUCAUCUCACCAGCCAUAGACUUGAUCGAGUUCAAGUCAGGUCGUGGAAAUGUAUUUCUCGAAUCAGCAACUCCCCUUGCGAAAUCAUUGCAUAAGGACAUUGUCUCGCUGGGCCGUCGCAUAGAGUCAGCAACUACUAUCUGUUCAAACUCAAGUAGUAACAAUGCCCAGGCACGUUCAUCAUCUGCCAGCCACGACAGCCUGCUAGCUAUCAUCACCGCUAUAAAGGGUCUCCUGGACCGGAUCGAUCGUGAGAUCCCGCUACUGCAGUUAGCCAUUACUGCUUCUGGGGAGAGCCUUUCCACAUCUCUACCCGCUGGCAUAUCACCAUCCAGACUGCUGCAGGCCAGCACACUACUCACCGUCGGCGACACGCAGUUCGCACAAGAUCCAAAUAGACCAGUUCAGAUUGGUCCAGUCUUUACUCUAUCACUCUACAUGCUCUUUCUCGGACACGCAUCCACGCUAAAGCCGCACACCACCUGUCAAGCUGCAGGCAACACAGUCUCUACUAAUGGUCACUGUUCGGAAACGUCGAGCAUCAGGACUGCGUACGGGUUGGGGGAUGGGGAGCGGAAGCCACUGUGGCAGGAAGUAUUACACAAGGCAAGAGUUCGAAUCUGUAGAACCCGCAGAGACUUCUACUUUGACAGUAAGCGAGGUUACUGUGCGAAUCCGUUGAAAGACCAGGAGUUUCCCCUUCCAGCUCCUGAAUCGACCAGUGGGGGAGAAUAUGCAUACCACCUGGAGGUUAUCGAAGACCUUGACGACGGUCGACUCCACGAUGAUGAGCAUAAUAUUCAGCCAUACGACGACAUUGCUCGAGCAGGCAUUCGCGAAUCCAUUCCUGUGCAUCAGUUGUCCAAGAUAUUUUACACAGAUACAGGCAGGAUUUUGAACAUUGGUUCCGCUACUGACAGCGAGCAAAGACCAGUCUUGCUUUUGAAACGAGACACUCAAGCGCUGCCGGCCCACCAGGAAACCGAUGAUGUCGGUGUGUUUAUUGAAGGACUCGAGGACGAUGACAAGAGCGAGACAACGAGUUCAGCGAGUGAUGAGGACGAUCAAGCUGAGAUCGACAGGCAACUUCUAGAGGGUCUCGGACGCCCAGUACUGGAAGACAGCAAUGUCGUGCCGGUAAGCGAGCAUUUCUUCAAGUGGAGAUUUCCGUCACAUCUCGAUCCGGAGUGGAUGGCCCUCGAGGUGUACGAAGAAGAAUAUGACGAAGAUGAUGUUGGGGAAGACGAUGAUACCGACUCCGUAGGUUCGACGAGGCUCGAGCUGCCUAAGUGUAUGACAUCGAAGCCGGGUACGCCUCGUGACAGGAGAUCUUUAGACUCGAAUGUCGUCGAUCAAAUCAAGAGACUAUCUUUGAACAGCCCUGAUAGACUGGGCUCUCUACAAGCAGUCACAGCAGCCGAGACAGAGAACUUUGUCGCUCGAUCGCCAUUUGGGGCGAUCACGACAUCUCUAUCUCUGAUGGAGAUGCUGAUACGACUGGCUAGUCUCCAGGAGUUUCAGCAGACAUCUCAUCUGUCUAUUCCUGACCACAUACUCACUUUCUUCCUGGAGGAGACAUCAACCACAGGGCUGAUUGGCGAAACACAGUGGAGGGCUCGGAGCGAAGCAAAGCGUCGUAUGGGAUUUGAUCCUUAUACCGACGCACUGACGAAGUAG
Messenger RNA from Fusarium fujikuroi IMI 58289, 1821 nucleotides. RefSeq lists its product as uncharacterized. The transcript is spliced from 3 exons. NCBI's taxonomy places the organism in Eukaryota, Fungi, Ascomycota, Sordariomycetes, Hypocreales, Nectriaceae. Bases 1 to 1821 code for a protein of 606 amino acids. The record is from RefSeq and is a predicted model, not a curated record. Gene Ontology annotation, molecular function: GTPase regulator activity. Gene Ontology annotation, cellular component: cytoplasm; nucleus.